CUUUCCGUACUCCCCUCUACGCACCCGGUGGCUGCAAUGGCGGACAUUUCCGAGAGGACGCUGCAGGUGUCCGUGCUAGUGGCUUUCGCCUCCGGAGUGGUCCUGGGCUGGCAGGCAAAUCGGCUGCGGAGGCGUUACCUGGACUGGAGGAAGCGGAGGCUGCAGGACAAGCUGGCGACGACUCAGAAGAAGCUGGACCUGGCCUGAGCGCGCGCCGCAGCCAGAGCCCUCCGGAUCCUCACUCCCCAAGCCCCUCGCGGCCCGGAUCUGCUUGUCGAAGAUGGAUAUAAAGCACUAGAAAGAAAUCAUUUCUUCUUGCACUUUAUGAAUCUAUUUUUAAAAUUAAAAAAAAAAUUAAAUAUCUUUGAAUCUUUUCCCUCCUCACAAAGAAAAGGAAUAUUUUGUCUACCAUUCAGUUUGCUGCAGCAAGAGCUCUGGAUCCUGAAAGCAGAGAUCUUCUUAUGGAAUCUUUCACAUCCUUGGUACAGCCUGGAGGCAAAUUUGAUCCAGGGACCAUUAUGGGUCCUUUUUCUAGAUGUAUUCAGAAAAGAUAGGAGCUGUGGCAAAUGACUGAAGUAAACAUUAUAGAUGUAAGAAUGAAAGUUUACUGCAAAUGUCAAGUUGUGUUGACGUGGAAUGUACAUGUGAAGAAGAAACCUUUGAGGAGAGCUUAAUGAUAAAUGCCAGUUGUAUUAAGUGA
Onychomys torridus (southern grasshopper mouse) is the source of this 700-nucleotide messenger RNA. RefSeq names its product mitoregulin (gene Mtln). The record is from RefSeq and is a predicted model, not a curated record. Gene Ontology annotation, cellular component: mitochondrial inner membrane. The transcript has 2 exons. Gene Ontology annotation, biological process: positive regulation of mitochondrial membrane potential. Bases 37 to 207 code for a protein of 56 amino acids. NCBI's taxonomy places the organism in Eukaryota, Metazoa, Chordata, Mammalia, Rodentia, Cricetidae.